UAGUUGUUAUAAGUAAGUUAAAGGCGUUAGAAAAUGAAUAAGAAACAGAAUAAAUAACUAGAUUAAAAUAACGUGCAAACAUCAGAUAUUCCAAAUAUAGUCUAGUUGAAAUAUAAAAUAGAUUAGCAAGAAUAUUAUAAAGUUAAUAGAGACUUAUUCAAAACGCCAAACAAUUAAAAAGAAAAUAAGCAUUAUGAUAACAAUAAAAACGAGGAAAUAGAUAAGAUAUUUAGGGAUUUUAAGGAAAAAGAAGAACAUGUUAAAAAGGAAAUAGAAAAUGCUUUGAAAAUUUCCUUAAGCAAUUCUAAAUCUGUAAAAAAGCAGAACGAAGAUACUUUAAAUUAAAAUUUAUCUCAAAUAAAUAGAAACUAUCUUCCAAGAAAUGAAUCUCGCAAUAAAGAUAGGCCCAAUUCAAGUUUAGGAACAUAAAAUAAAUCGCCUCAUGUGGUUUAAAAAGAUAUUAUAAAUUUUAGUAAUAUUCAAGACAAAAGUCCAAAAGAAACAAUUACUUUUGAUGAAGAUCAGGUGAAAGAUUUUUAAAUUUAAUAGAACCACAUAUAGUUCAUCAAAAAGAGACAAUCUAACAAAGUUAAACAAAACUAAAUAAAUUUUCUUAACUAAUCGUUUGAAAAUAAGCUUUGCUUUUAAGAUAUCACUGACCAAAUAAGAAACAACAACUACCUUUAUAAUGAUAAAAAUUAAAAAUAAAAUAAUCCAGCUACUACUUGUAAGAUUUAAGAAUUGAAUGUAGAUAAAUUGAAAUAAAAAGUUAGUAAUAUUGAACCUAUUAAAAGCUAAAUAAAGUCAUUAGAUAAUAAAAAGGAGUAAUUUCGAAUGUAAUCAGCAAAUAUCUAAACAAAGUAAAAUAAGAACGAAGCUCAAAGAAACAUAAUUUCAAAUAGAAUAACACUAAAGAGGAUGGAAAGUCCUAUGAUAAUUUAAAAUAAUAACAACGAUUCGUAUAUAUCUAACAAGGCAAUAUAGUAAUCUAACUUAAAGUAAAAAAGACCACUCCAUAUUUCAGAUUAUUCUAGCUUAAAUAAUACUUUGACUUUGAAUGAUAAAUAAAAUAAUCUAAAAACACCAAAUUAGACUAGUCCUACUCAAAUAGGAUUAGAAAAGAGAAAAUUAAAAACUUUAAACGACUACUCUACCUCUUUCCUCACUGAAGAUUAUAACAAUUUCAAUGUGGCUAAUAGAUAAAAGACAGUUAAUAAUGUAUCUUAAAAAUCCUCAGAUACUCCUGAAAAACCAAGAAUAUUACUCACUGAAAGUUAAGAAGGAGUGUUUUAGUUGCACGAUAACCUUGUAAAUUUCUAAAAAACUAAAAACUAAAAAUACGAUAACCGCUAAUUCUCUACAAUUUAAUAUAGCUAAAGAAAAACUACCAAUAAUAAUUACAAAGAUGCAAAAGUAAAUUUAUUUUAAGACUCUUCUCAUAAAAUAUCUGAAAAUUCUCACAAAGAGAGCCGAUAAAGAAAUAAAACGUCUGAUUGUAGGAUUGAAUAGAUAUCAAAUUACGUAAAACCUAUGCUUUAGUACUAGGCAGAUAUUUGUUGGUAAACCUAAUACUCUUCAUUUAAUAUAAAUAAUAAUUAUGUAAAAAUUAAUAAUUCUCAUACACUCGAUCCUCUGACCACGACAGAGGACUCAGAAUCUAAAAAGAAAUAGAUUUCACAUUCAUCUUACAAAAAAAAAAAUAAAUGUUAUAUAAAUAAUAAUUUUAAUUACCAACUGAAAAUAUUGAGGGGAACAUUAAAAAAGAAUUAACUCAGUCCAGAGAAUAUUUUGUCUCAAAAAUUUAAUAUUGAGCUACCCAAAGAAAACUCAAUUAUAAUAGAAGAAAACCCUUCUUAAUAUAAUUUGUAAAGUUAAAGAAAUACAUCUAAUUCUAAUAAAGAAAAGUUAGAUUCCACAGAAUAAUAAAUAGAAGAAAAUAAGCUAAAAGGCAAGGAUCAUCGCAAUAGUUCAGCAUCUCCACAAUAAAACAGUAGAAACAAAGAAGUUCUUAAAAAAUUUUUAACUAAAACAAAGCAAAUAAAAAGCAAAAAUUUUAUAGAAAAUCUUGAAACAGAUAACACUUGUGCUGAUGAUAGCUGCUAAGAGUAAAUGAACACUGUGGAUGACUUUAAGGCAGUUUAUCCAGCCUCAAAUUAUGAUGAAAUUUAAAAUAGCUCAUAAUAAAAUAAUUUUAGAGGAUAAAGUGGUUCUAACUAAAUAAAAAAAUAGAGCAAGUUAUAGCCAUUGCAAUAAAUACAAAAUUAAUCUUAUUAUCAUGCUUAAAACUAGCUAAUCCAAGAAGCUAAGCAAAAUAAAAAGAAUGCCCUUAGAAGUAGUUAUUCUUAGUAAAAAGAAGAAGGAGAUGAUAAUGGUGGGAAUUAGAAAUCAAAUGUUAAGUAAAUCUACAAUAAACUAAAUUAAAUUUCUAAAAAUUCUACAUAAGAAAAAAAUAACAAUCAAAGUAAUAGCUAAACAUAAAAAUUUAACAAAGGAUCACCUGUUUCUUUGAGGGAUUCCUUGAAUGCAAAUUAUAGCUAUAGUAAUGAUAAUAAUAAAAGAAAUUCUAUUAAUUAAGAAGGAAAUACUUUAUCUAGAGAUGAACAAGAAAUUAUUAAAUACCAAGAAGAAAAAAGAAAACUAGAAAAAUAAAAAUUUGCUCCUUACAAAGUAGAUUAGUUUCAAUAAUUUGUAAACAACUAAAACGUCCUUUCUCAAUCUUCAAAGUAUUCUAAUUUAUAGUAGCCCUCUUAGUAGUCUUAAAUACAAAAUUCUAUACAUUAAAAUAGCAGUGAUUACUCAAAUCAUCAAAGAUAUUCGUUUUCUUUUUAGUAUUAAUAAAACAUCUAACAAAGUCCAUCAUAAACUUAUUAAUAAUAAAUAAGUUAAUAAUCCUCUUAACCUUCUUAAGUCAAUACAAACCCUUCUAUCGUAACAUUAAAAAGUAUUCAUGGACCAAAAGUUCUUAGAUAGAUGCCGUAUGGAGUUAACGACGCAUAUUAUGGAAUGCCAGUUCCAGCUAAUUUUGGUAUUUCUACAAUGGAAUAACAUUCAUCACAUGAAAAUUUUUCUCCUCAUUUUUCAUAAUAAUUUUAAGAACAAAAUGAAUUCAAAAAGCAAUAGUAAAAUAAUAUUUAAGAAAUUUAAUCUUUUGGUUAGCACAAACUAAUUUCAUAAGAAGGUGAAAUGAAAGAUACUAAAUAAAUUUAAGAAUAAUAGGCAGGAAGAAUAAGCCAAAUGGGAGAUUCGUGUCCUCCAGCUCCCACAAAAAUUACUUUAGAGUAUCUUUAAAUGAAGAAUGAAACAGAAGAUAGCUAUAGAACAGCUUUUUAUAAUAAUUAAGUCUAUGUAUAGUAAACUGUGAAAGAAAAUUUUUAUGGUAACAGUUAACAUUUUUAGUAAAAAAUGCAAGCAGUUAUACUAUCUACAAAUUAAUAAAACAAAAAUGUUAAUUAAUAACAAAAUGAUCAAAAAGAAUAGACAUAGUAAGUAAAUGAAAAAAUAAUUAAAAAAGUAGAAUUUAAAGAUGCUGAUAAAAAAGAAGAUGAGGAAAUUAUCAUCUGA
Molecule: messenger RNA, 3561 nt
Organism: Tetrahymena thermophila SB210
Lineage: Eukaryota; Ciliophora; Oligohymenophorea; Hymenostomatida; Tetrahymenidae
Exons: 1
Source: RefSeq, a predicted model, not a curated record